Molecule: messenger RNA, 1783 nt
Organism: Populus nigra (black poplar)
Lineage: Eukaryota; Viridiplantae; Streptophyta; Magnoliopsida; Malpighiales; Salicaceae
Product: wax ester synthase/diacylglycerol acyltransferase 4-like
Exons: 5
Coding region: 194-1615 (473 amino acids)
Biological process (GO): triglyceride biosynthetic process
Cellular component (GO): plasma membrane
Molecular function (GO): diacylglycerol O-acyltransferase activity; long-chain-alcohol O-fatty-acyltransferase activity
Source: RefSeq, a predicted model, not a curated record
UUUAUAAUAAUUUUUCGGAUAAAAAAUAUUGCAACUCACAUAUGUAAUUAACCCUUCAACCUUUCUAAAGCCAUAGGGUUAGUUCUUCUUUCUUUGGUUUGUGCUCGUUAUAUACCAGGCAAAACAAUACCCUUCACAUUUCACAACCAAUCUUCGGUGAAUAGAGAAUAAGAGUUGGGUCUUAAAACUAGAAAUGGAGAUUGUACAGGAUCAAGAAAUAUCAGAACCUGUGAGUCCUUCAGGACAAUUUCUGAGCAACUCUAUUCUAUCACUCUCUAUCAUUGCUGUUAUGGAAUUCGAAGCGCCUUUUGAUGACUCCCAAGCUAUUCCAUUUCUCAAGGAUGUUUUCCUCCCUGCCAACCCUCGUUUCUCCUCCAUAAUGGUUGCAGAUGAAGAUGGAGUGAAGCGAUGGAAGAGGGUGGAAGUGAGGCUCACGGAUCAUGUAAAUUUUCCGGUUUUCACCACCGGAAUGUCAACUCAAUUUUAUGAUGAAUGCUUUGAUGAGUAUCUUUCAAAAAUGGCAAUGGAGCAGUUGCCUCAAAGCCAGCCAUUAUGGGAAGUUCACAUAAUAAAUUACCCCACAAGUCACGCAGCUAGUAACAUGAUAUUCAAGCUACACCAUUCCCUUGGUGAUGGCUUCUCUUUGAUGGGAGCUCUCCUUUCUUGUUUACAAAGAGCUGAUGCUCCUCCUCUUCCCCUCACAUUUCCUUCUGUUCAAUUACACACCAAUACGUAUGGCAGACAUUCUAGCAUGUUCCGAAAAGUGCCUAGAUUUUUCUCCUCAGUUUACAACACUGCAUCAGAUUUUUUUUCAAGCAUUAUAAAGAGUUGUUUGGUAAAGGAUGACAAAACACCAAUACGAUCAGGGCAUUCUGGAGUAGAGUUUCUUCCUGUUGCCAUAACAACAAUGGCUUUCUCUCUUGAUCAAAUUAAACAAAUCAAGGCCAAGCUUGGAGUGACAAUAAAUGAUGCGAUUACUGGAAUCAUAUUCUUGGGAGCUCGGAUGUACAUGGAAACAGUGAGCCAAGGAUCAGGCAGUGCAUGUAGUACAUCAUUGGUGCUGCUUAACACAAGAAUGGAUGGAGGCUACAAGCCAAUCCAAGAAAUGGUAAAACCUGAUGCUGAGUCGCCAUGGGGCAACCAUUUUGCUUUCUUGAACGUACGAAUCCCAAAGUUAAGAGAUGCUGAGGCUAAGAAUAAUCCCUUAAAAUUUAUCCUCAAUGCAAGAAAAAUCAUCAAGAGGAAGAGAAGCUCUUUUGGUGUUUACCUCACUGCCAAGUACCUUCAACUUGUUGCGAAAUUUCGAGGUCCAAACGGAGCAUCCAAGUACAUAUAUGGCACAAUGGAGAAUACAAGCAUGGGAAUCUCAAAUGUAAGGGGGCCAAUGGAGCAGAUGGCCUUGGCUAAUAAUCCAAUUAAUGGGCUAUAUUUUGUGGUGACAGGAGCACCUCAGAGCCUUAUGGCAGGAGUAACAAGCUAUGUGGGGAAGCUUCGGGUUGCUCUGCUUGUAGAAAAAGACUUCAUUGAUCCAAAGAAGCUCAAGUCACACAUAGAAAAAGCAUUUGAUAUGAUAUUCGAAGCUGCAUGCAGGGAAAGUACUCCACCAGCCACUUAAAGAUCCCAGCAAGCAAACAGCUUUAUUUUGUUUUUAUGAUAAUCAAGUAAUAGUAUUGAUGAAAGCUAGCCAUUUAGUGGUCGCCAGCCUUCCUAAGCAAACAGCUUUCUCAUUUAGUAGUCAUUAUUGUUGAAAGAAUAAAUAUAAUUGCGUGCCUUUGUUAUAAAA